Mustela erminea (ermine) is the source of this 1229-nucleotide messenger RNA. Its product is annotated as zonadhesin-like. Gene Ontology annotation, cellular component: membrane. NCBI's taxonomy places the organism in Eukaryota, Metazoa, Chordata, Mammalia, Carnivora, Mustelidae. The record is from RefSeq and is a predicted model, not a curated record.
UUGAAAAGCCUGACGCCAUGCUGAUUCCCGAUCCUUAGAAAGUAUGUGACUUGCUUUUUUCUAUCUGAAAGUGGUUAGGGUCUUCUCUUCCCCCCUGCUACUCUCGAAUCUCAUGACAUGCCUUCCAUGGGUGUCCUUGCAUUCAUCAAACGAGACCCCUUCUAAUCAAGAGACGGUAUCUCAGUCCUGGGAAAUCUUCCUGUGUGGUUUCUCUUAAGGCAUUUCUUCUCCUUGGUUCCUUCUGUUUUGAACCAUUUUGUUUGGAUGUUAGACUUCCCGGACGGGUUCUCUGAGUCUCUUUCUCUGGUCUUUCUUGCUUUCCUUCUCUCCUGCUCUCACUUCAUUUCUCUUUGUUGGAGAUUACAUUUCUACCCUUGUAGUUUCCAUUUCCCAGAGGGCUCCCGUGUUCUCUGUCUGGUUUUCAUGGCAUUCUCCGAAGGUUGUCAAGCGAGGAGGGUCAGAGGUGGAUAAAGUGGCCUGGGCUUAUUGUGCCUUCCCCUCUCCCCUGAGAGCCGCCUCUGAGGUCCCACAUGGCUCCUCCAGUCUGGACUCUGGUGCUGCUGGCGGGGGCCGCCUGGGGCCGGGGCCACCUGCCUGCCCCUGUCCGGAAAGAGAAGCCUCCGGACUGGAAGGCAGUUGCUCGCAACUCGAGGGAUAACUCCGUUCUCACCCAGUGUGACUUUGAGGAUAACUCCAAACCCCUCUGUGACUGGACCCAAGCGUCCACAGAUGACGGGGACUGGAUUCGAGCCAGUGGGCCCUCCCCUACCGGCACCACUGGUCCCCCUGGGGGGUACCCCAAUGGAGAGGGCCACUACCUGCACAUGGAAUCAAGCACCUUCCACCGGGGCGGGGUGGCCCGUCUACGCAGCCCCCCCAUAUGGGAGCAAGGCCCCCUCUGCGUGCACUUCGCCUACCACAUGUUCGGGCUGUCGUGGGGCGCACAGCUCAGACUGCUACUGCUCAGGGACAGCAAGGAAAAGCACCCCAGCGUGCUCUGGAAGCACAUUAACACCCAGAGCCCCUCCUGGAUGCCCACUGCUGUCACCGUGCCUAUGGGGCUUGUCCUCCCCAGCCAGGUGAUGUUUGAAGGAGUGAGGGGCAGCACGGCUUACCUGGACAUCUCUCUGGAUGCCAUCUCUAUCCAUCGGGGCUCCUGUAAUCGCGGUAAGCCCCAGUCCCUCUUCCUUCUCUCUGCCUCCACCACCUGCCCAGAGUGGCAGAAGUAG